Messenger RNA from Mercenaria mercenaria, 4829 nucleotides. Its product is annotated as piwi-like protein 1. Gene Ontology annotation, molecular function: protein binding; piRNA binding. Lineage: Eukaryota; Metazoa; Mollusca; Bivalvia; Venerida; Veneridae. Gene Ontology annotation, cellular component: P granule. The transcript is spliced from 19 exons. Gene Ontology annotation, biological process: regulatory ncRNA-mediated gene silencing. Bases 141 to 2756 code for a protein of 871 amino acids. The record is from RefSeq and is a predicted model, not a curated record.
ACCCCGAAAAUAAUGAACCAAUAACAAAACAUGCUGUCAGAUCCCGCGGUUGCGCAUGCGUAGAAAGCAUAUUGAACAUGAGACGGCCAUUUACACCAUAACAAAAAGAAUACUAAGAAGAAAAGCAUAAAGAUACAGAAAUGACUGGCAGAGCAAGAGGAAGAGCUAGGGGCAGAGCUCGUGGAACUGCAGACGACUCGUCAAGUCGACCAGGAGAAGCACAAAGUCAACAACCACCACCUCAGCCGGUACAAGUUGUUCCUCAGUCUGACAAUGGAGGACCACCACCAGCCAGUGGACGUGCAUCUUACAGAGGCGGAGCUAGAGAGCCAAGACCCGGAAUGGCUGGAGGAGAGGGUAUGAAAGCGCCAGCUGAGGAAAUGGCUCAGCUGGCAAUUGGAGGCGAGCAGGGAGAUAGGAGGAGGAGAGGUCCAAGGUUCGAGGAGCCGCACACUCGGCCAGCUCAUGUCACGGACAAGACAGGCACGUCUGGAAGACCCAUGCCUGUAAUGACAAAUUACUUCAACCUGGAGCAAGCUCCUGACUGGCACUUGUACCAGUAUCGGGUGGACUAUAAGCCAGACAUAGAUUCGAAAAAGCUUCGGAUUGCGUUGCUCUGCUCUCAUGAGCAAUUGCUUGGAAAAACGAAGGCAUUUGAUGGAAUGACACUUUUUCUUCCAAAGAAGUUGCAAAAUCCUGUAACUGAAGUAUAUUCAACACGUCAGUAUGAUAAUGAGAAAAUCCAGAUUACGAUCAAACUGACCAAUGAACUGCCACCAAGUUCUCCACAGUGUAUCCAAGUAUACAAUAUAAUCUUUAGAAGGGUCCUAUCCAUGAUAGAGAUGAAACAGAUCGGAAGGAACUACUACAAUCCAACCUUAGCUGUAGAAAUCCCUCAACACAAACUGAAAGUGAUGCCUGGCUUUAUCACAUCUAUUCUUCAGUAUGAGAACAGUGUUCUUCUGAACUGUGACAUAUCACAUAAGAUUAUGAGAUCAGAUACAGUGCUAGACAUUAUGUAUGACAUGUAUAAUAGAAGUGGAGACCGUUUUUAUGAUGACUGUACAAAGAAGCUUGUAGGUCAGAUUAUUCUUACCAGAUAUAACAACAAGACGUAUCGUGUGGAUGACAUUGACUGGGACAAGAGACCUCUCCAUACAUUCAAACUAAGGGAUGGCUCAGAAAUCAGUUACAAAGACUACUAUCAAAAGAGCUAUGGUAUAGAGGUAACAGAUACUGAACAGCCACUGCUAGCAUCUAAACCAAGUGCAAAGGACAGAAGACGUGGUGUAACCGACAACCUUUAUUUCCUACCAGAGUUGUGCACUUUAACUGGUCUUAGUGAUGAUGCUAGAGCAGAUUUCACAGUAAUGAAAGAUGUUGCUGUGCACACAAGAAUUGCUCCAAGUGGAAGAGAAAAAACACUGAGUGGUUUUAUUGCCCAAAUAAAUAGGAAUCAGAAGGUUAGAGAAGAGAUGGGUGGCUGGGGUCUCAAGUUUUCAGACUCGCUGGUGACGCUUAAUUCACGUGUGAUGCCACAGGAAAAGAUCUUUCAGAUGGGCGGAGAGUUGUCCUACAAACAAGAAGAUGCUGACUGGUCAAGGGAUAUGAGAGGAAAGCAGUUAAUUACCUCAGUUAAUCUCACCAAUUGGGUUGUCAUAUUCACCCGAAGAAAUAAUGCACAGGCUCAGGACUUUGUUCAAACAUUGAGCCGUGUUGGACCUCCUAUGGGGAUGAAGAUCAGUGGACCACAGCCUGUCGAGUUGAAUGACGACAGGAAUGAAUCAUACCUUGGAGCGUUACGACAGAAUAUUGAUCCACAAACACAGCUUGUUAUGUGUAUUGUUCCUACAAACAAGAAAGAUAGAUAUGAUGCUAUCAAGAAGUUUACAUGUGUAGACCAUCCUGUGCCUAGUCAGGUGAUUGUAUCCAGAACUUUAUCCAAGAAGCAAAUGAUGAUGAGUGUAGCUACCAAAGUUGCAAUCCAACUCAACUGUAAACUUGGUGGUGAGGUCUGGGCCUUAGAUAUUCCUUUGAGGAAUCUGAUGGUAGUUGGUAUCGACAGUUACCAUGAUUCUGCCAAGAAAGGCCGUUCUGUAGGUGGAGUGAUCGCAUCAAUGAACCAGGCAUUGACAAGGUUUUACUCGAGAUGUACAUUCCAAACCUCUAUGCAGGAAUUGAUGGAUGGUCUUAAAAUCUGCAUAAAAGGUGCCUUAGAGAAGUUUCACGAAACAAAUGGAUGCCUCCCCGAGAGAAUCAUUGUGUAUAGAGAUGGAGUUGGAGAUGGACAGUUGCCAACCGUGGCAGAACAUGAGGUACCUCAGAUGCUUGAAGCCUUUAGGAAAGCUGGAGGACAGAACUAUGCUCCAAAGGUUGGAGUGGUUAUUGUGAAGAAGAGAAUCAACUCUAGAUUCUUUGCAAGGGCAGGGAACAACCUAACAAAUCCACCACCUGGUACAGUCAUUGAUAGUGUUGUUACCAAACCAGAAUGGUAUGACUUUUUCCUUGUGUCUCAGUCGGUAAGACAGGGAACAGUGACACCAACACAUUACAACAUCAUUCACGACAACACUGGACUGAAACCAGACCAUAUGCAGCGCCUUACUUAUAAACUCUGUCAUCUCUACUAUAACUGGCCGGGAACCAUUCGAGUACCAGCACCAUGUCAAUAUGCUCACAAGUUAGCAUUCUUGGUUGGACAGUCCAUACAUAAAGACCCUGCCAUUGAGCUGUCAGAUCGCCUCUACUUCUUGUAAAACAACCAAGACUACAGGACAUUCUGUGCCUCUGUGCAAGUUUGGCAGCAGAUAAAACUUGUUUGACGCAAUUUGCCACACAUUGUGUUCAAGAGGAUUGAAAAUAUGUCAUAGUUCUGAGAUUAUAGCGCGGUAGUGAUAUUGGACAGCAUGGUCAUUGUUGUUUGAAAAAUAAGCUGCCUAUGUUUGAAGGGAUUUGACCUGGCUAUAUUAAGAUAUUGGUGGCAUGUAUUAAAAGUUGGUAAUUUUUUUUUUUUUAACUCUGUAGAUACGAAGUGCUGACAAUGGGAAGGUGCUAAUUAAAUUCCAUUCACAGGUAGUGAUCAAUAUAUAUGAAGUCGAAUAAAACUAAGGGAUGCUGUGAUAUAUCAUCCGAUUCACAGAGUGAUAAAUUUGUGUGAAGUCAAUGAAAGUAAGGGAUACUGUGAUAUAUCUCCAUAACAGUUACAAGUUUUCCAGCAGGGAAAAUCUUCCACGCUGACAUUGUCAUGGUGUUUUUGUUUCCACCUUUAAACAGCGUUUGUUUAUCUUUUUCAAGGUAAAUAUAAUGAUCUCAAAAGACCACAAAAUCGUCAUUCAUCAAGUUGGUACAUCACUUUCAUACAUAGUGUUUCAAUACCUUUCAUACAUUCUGUUCUUCAUAUUCCAUUUAAAGAAUGGUUUUAAGGAGAUGCAGGCUUUCACAAAAGCAAGAAUCUCGACAGUUUUAAGUUUUUCUUUUUAUGAGGAAAGUGUAUUUGUUUGUUUUUAUGAGGAAAGUUUAUUUGUUUUAUCUCCAUCAAAGUUAGACACAAUAUGCUUUAGUUAGCUUUCAUAUGCUAGUUUUUAGUUUAGUUUAGUUUAGUUUUAGUUAAGUUUUUGCAUUACAACUUGUUAUUAUUGCAUUCAUCCUACACAUCAUGUUUAGAGUAGCUUUUCAUCAUUUUGGGAGAAAUGUUUUUAACCGAGUUGAGGUUUUUCCUGAACUUCAUAAAGUUAUGCUAGAAACUAAGCUGUGUAAUCUUUGUGAAGUUGAGGAGGAAUAUGGUUCUUGAAUCUGCAAAUAUCCAGAUUGUUACAUUUUAAGCUGCACACGUGUUUGGAGUCGUCAGAAAAUGAUUAAUGAUUUCAUGUAUUCAGGAACUUGCAUAUUUCCUUACAUUAUGAAAGAACAAUUAUUACAUUAAUGUUGCAUGUGAUUCAGUGUGCAAAAAAACACUUCUGUCAUGCUUGCAUUGUGCAGUUGUGAAUCUUGUUAGCGAAGUAGUGUGAAAAUUUACAGAAUGAUUAUGUUUAUGUUAAGUUACAUAAUUAAAGUAAAUACAGCAAUAAUUCAUUGCUUCUUAUUUCUUUCAAGGUAAAUGCUCAAGUUUGUUAGAAAGUAUGAAAAUGGAUAUAUAUUUACUUAAUUCAAUAUUUUUUUCACAAAGUAAUUGUUUUGACCAAUUAGAUGCUGUUUCAUACUAUGAAUUUUAAUGUUGCCUAAAACUAAAUAUAUACUCUCUAUGUUCUGGUUUUCUCUUCUUGUAUCAAUUUCCAAGGCUAUAAAAUGAACAUCAGUAUAUUAUCAUAUUUGUAACCAAAUCAUAUAUAACAAGACUUGAUAUUUCUUUAUGUACAUAUUGAUUGUAUUCAUGGUUUUGGGGUGUAUUGGUUGCUAACACUAAAAUUAAGAGGUUUCUCGAAAAGAUGGCAGUUUUAUGAAAACCAACUAAAUCUAUGAUUGCAGAGUUUAUUUCAUUAAAUCUGUCGGUAAUGGGAAUUCUUAUUUUGGUAUUUGGGUUUACUUUGUAUCUAUUGUACAUACUUAAAUAAAAAUGAAUUUGUUUACCCAUAACUUUGAGAACAAAAUUUGGUGUGAAAGUACAUCUAUUUGUCAAACACACAUUGGUAAAAACCAGUUGAAAAUUCGUAACUUGGAGAAAAAGUUGGUGUGAAAGUAUUUCUAUCUGUCAAACAAUUGAAUUUGCAUGUGAUCAUCUCUUUCAUGUACCAUUUUGCAGACCUGGAAUUCUCAUCAAUAACUUGUCUCAAAUCUCGGGAAGUAUUUCUCUGUUGUUAAAUAUUCAAAUGAAUAAAUCAUGACUUUAUAGA